Rodentolepis nana is the source of this 255-nucleotide messenger RNA. The record is from the annotation of a GenBank genome assembly. NCBI's taxonomy places the organism in Eukaryota, Metazoa, Platyhelminthes, Cestoda, Cyclophyllidea, Hymenolepididae.
AUGAUCUAUAUUUCGGAUGAUGAUGAUGAUGGAGAUGGGGUUCGAGGGCAGGAUUUUGCACUGGGGGUGACUCAGUAUGUUGUGGCAAAGCAGUUAUCAGCGGAGUUCCAUGGAAGUGAUGGUGAUGAGGAGGAUGAAGUUGUGAAUGAAAUCCUGCUAUUGGAGGAAUUGUUGCAGAUGAACUACUCCAAGUUUCACGCUCGUCUCCGGCUUCUGAACUGUUUGAGGCAUAUCUCGGUUGCAUGUCUUCUAUAA